AGGCUCCGCCCCUCCCGGCGUGCCAGGCUCUGCAAUCGGAUGUAGAGAUCAUCGCUCUAGUCAGGCAGCAGGGUCGAUCUUGGCUCUUCCUGAGAGUAGGGCCUGAGGAUGGCGGAGAAGACGCAAAAGAGCGUGAAGAUCGCUCCCGGAGCAGUUGUGUGUGUAGAGAGUGAAAUCAGAGGAGAUGUGACCAUAGGCCCUAGGACAGUGAUCCACCCUAAAGCACGAAUUAUUGCAGAGGCUGGGCCGAUAAUUAUCGGUGAAGGUAACCUCAUCGAAGAGCAGGCUCUCAUCAUAAAUGCUCAUCCAGAUAAUAUCAUCCCAGACACUGAAGACCCGGAACCCAAACCUAUGGUCAUUGGCACCAAUAACGUGUUUGAAGUUGGCUGUCAUUCCCAAGCCAUGAAAAUGGGAGAUAACAAUGUCAUUGAGUCAAAAGCCUACGUAGGCAGAAAUGUAAUCUUGACCAGUGGUUGCAUCAUCGGGGCUUGCUGCAACUUAAACACUUUUGAAGUCAUCCCUGAGAACACAGUGAUCUACGGUGCAGACUGCCUGCGACGGGUGCAGACGGAGCGACCACAGCCCCAGACACUGCAGCUGGAUUUCUUGAUGAAAAUCUUGCCCAAUUACCACCACCUAAAGAAGACCAUGAAAGGAAGCUCAACUCCGGUUAAGAACUAAGUCGUGGGUAGUGACCGCCUCUGCCAGCUU
Messenger RNA from Acomys russatus (golden spiny mouse), 711 nucleotides. It is a transcript of the gene Dctn6, whose product is annotated as dynactin subunit 6. Bases 109 to 681 code for a protein of 190 amino acids. The transcript has 7 exons. Lineage: Eukaryota; Metazoa; Chordata; Mammalia; Rodentia; Muridae. Gene Ontology annotation, molecular function: dynein complex binding. Gene Ontology annotation, biological process: mitotic spindle organization. The record is from RefSeq and is a predicted model, not a curated record. Gene Ontology annotation, cellular component: dynactin complex.